Cariama cristata (Red-legged seriema) is the source of this 996-nucleotide messenger RNA. Its product is annotated as conserved oligomeric Golgi complex subunit 5-like. The transcript is spliced from 8 exons. Gene Ontology annotation, cellular component: COG complex. NCBI's taxonomy places the organism in Eukaryota, Metazoa, Chordata, Aves, Cariamiformes, Cariamidae. Gene Ontology annotation, biological process: intra-Golgi vesicle-mediated transport. The record is from RefSeq and is a predicted model, not a curated record. The annotation marks the transcript as partial.
AUGACGCAGUAUUGCAUUGGUCUUGCAGCAGACCCUUUCAGUGUUAGUGGCUACUACUGCUGCAGCCACCAGCAGGAAGAGUGCAAUGGUAAUCCUACUCAAGUGGGAACUGCUCUUCAGGUUUUCCAUAACCUUGGGACUUUGAAGGAUACCAUUGCUAAUGUGGUGGAUGGAUACUGCACAGUCCUGGAGGAGAACAUAAAAAAUGCUUUGGAUAUCAAAGUAUUGACCCAACCAUCUCAAACUGUUACAAGAGGUGGCCCUGGUAGAGCUGCUAUGCCAACACCUGGGAACACAGCAGCUUUUCGAGCAGCCCUCUGGACAAAUAUGGAGAAGCUCAUGGAUCAGAUCUGUGCUGCUUGUGGACAGGUGCAGCAUUUGCAGAAAGUAUUGACAAAGAAAAGAGAUCCUGUGUCACAUGUCUGCUUCAUAGAGGAAAUAGUUAAGGAUGGCCAGUCUGAUAUUUUGUACAAAUUCUGGACUGCAGUAACUCAGACACUUUCCUCUCAGUUUCAGUCAGCAACAGACUCCUCUAUGUUUUUGAAACAAGCUUUUGAAGGAGAAUACCCUAAAUUACUGAGGCUUUAUAAUGACUUGUGGAAGCGCCUGCAACAAUAUAGUCAAAAUAUUCAGAGGAAUUUUAACACAAGUGGAACUACUGAUCUCUUUGCUGAACUGCAACAAAUGGAAGAAGAUACACAGGACAUAUUCAUGAAAAAAACCCAAGAUUAUGAUCCAGAAAAGGCCUUGAAAGAUUCGCUGCAACAAUAUGAAGCUGCUUAUUUGUCAAAAUCCUUAUCUCGACUCUUUGACCCCAUCAAUCUUGUCUUCCCUCCUGGAGGUCGGAAUCCUCCUUCUUCUGACGAGCUUGACAGCAUCAUUAAAACUAUAGCCAGUGAGCUAAAUGUGGCUGCUGUUGAUCCGGACCUGAGUUUAGCUGUGGCAAAAAAUGUGGCAAAGACCAUUCAGCUCUACGGUGUAAAGUCUGAGCAGCUU